Messenger RNA from Zygotorulaspora mrakii, 3288 nucleotides. RefSeq names its product transport protein particle complex II subunit TRS130 (gene TRS130). Gene Ontology annotation, biological process: early endosome to Golgi transport; intra-Golgi vesicle-mediated transport. Gene Ontology annotation, cellular component: TRAPPII protein complex. The record is from RefSeq and is a predicted model, not a curated record. Bases 1 to 3288 code for a protein of 1095 amino acids. The transcript has a single exon. Lineage: Eukaryota; Fungi; Ascomycota; Saccharomycetes; Saccharomycetales; Saccharomycetaceae.
AUGGAAGCUCCAUUCAUAUCUCCAGCCGUAUCCAUUAGCUAUUUUGAUCCAUUUGAGGUCUUUGAGAACGUAAAAGAAGAGUUCCUUGAUUCAAUUCCAUUCAAGAAUGUUCAUUGGAAACCGCCACAUGGAACUGUACGAACAAUAGAAACUUUAGCUGUGAAUCUGAAAAAUGAGUCGAAGUCAGAGGACAACGGAAUAUACCAGCAUAUGCACUUCAUAAGAUUUAUUGUGGUUAAUUGCAUAUCUAUGGAUGAAUACAGAGCGAAGGUACGGCCACUUAUAAGACAAUGGCUGCCAGUUGACGAAGCUCUAGCGUACCGUACAAAUAUUCUUAGGUCUCCAAUGCCACUUGUCUUAUUUUAUUCUAAUUCAGAAGUAGUGGAUUCGAGCCUGUUCAAAACGACUCCUCUGCUGAAUAAGUUAAAUAAGGAUUUUCCUAGUGUAAAAGUGCUAGAGUUGAGAUCGGUCUAUAAAUCACCGCAGGAGAAGAAAGAAUUUUGGAAUCAGUUGAGCGGUCAGUUGAAAAUGCUCGUUCUUAGUAUCUUCUAUCAGAGAUUAACCCACUAUCAAAAAGAACUGGAACAUUUAGGCGAAAAAAUAGAAAACUUCGACAAUGAAUUGCUAUUAAGAGAGAAGCUAGUUGAACUUUAUUUGGCCCUCAACAUGCAUGACCAAGUAAUAGAUCUGUUGAAUUCUAUAGAAAAGAAAGUUGUACCACAUCUCAAAACUGAACUUCCAAAUGGAUAUUUAGACGGUUCUCACGGCAUACUGCAAGAAUCUAGUCCAGAUUAUUAUUUUAUUGGAACAAUGCUGAAAGGUAAAAAACUCACUAAGCUACGAUUCUACAGGUAUUUUUUUGUUAGAAAAUUGGAACUUCAAUUAAAAGGUGACUCGACUACCGUGAAAGUUUUGACAGUGCAUAAGCUGCUGCGCGAUUUCCUAUACAAAAUGGAAACCAUAUUUAAAAAUGACAGUUACUGGCUACAAUUCAAAUACGAAUUUCUUUGUCAAGCAUAUGAGUGUUUACCCACCGAAAACUUGAUGGAAACCAGGGGCGAAGUCCUUCUAUCUAAACGUGAUUGUUGGAUCGAAGGAGUCCAAUCAUGCACCAACUUCAAAUUAGCAAGCAAAAUAUUUCCUGAAAGUAAAAUCACAUAUAAAUUUGAUAAAUUUAAAGAUACUUUUUCCACUGAAGAAGUGUACCAUGAAAACUACCUUAAAUUAACGAAGGAAAUUAUGUCGAUCUACAACAAUUGUGAAGGGAAAAGACAAAGAAUGGUUGAUAUAUUAUUUAUUGAGAUCGGCAAUUUCCAUUACCAAAGGGGAGAGUAUGAAGAGGCAGUCUCUAUUUUCCUUUCGUGCCACGAAUAUUAUACACAAUCAAAAUGGCUUUUUAUCGGAAAGAAUAUAUUGCAAACGUUCAUUAAUUCAUUGAUCAAAUGUCCUCUUAUAACAGAGCUUAUAAUUGAGGGUGAGGCUGUACCUGUUUCUACAAUCCUGAGCAAUGCAUUGCUACAUAUUCUAAAGAUUUCAGAUGAUUAUGAUGAGAAAAAAAAAUGGUGUAAUCAAUUCUUUACCAUACAACAAAAAGAAUCAGUGAGAUUACUUUACCCUAUGGAUGAUUUGCUGAACGUUGUUUUAACUAAUACGGUCUACCUCACAGCUCCUAAUACUUAUGCGAUGGAUAUUCAUAUCGAUAAUCAUGGGAUUCCAAAAGAAAUCGAGGUGGAAACUAUGAAACUUAUCUUGAAGAAUUCAAAUGAUGAUUUUGUGUUUUUUGAAGCAUGUGAAAUCAGUAUUAAUGAGUAUCAAAAGUCCUAUACUUUAAAAUCUAAAAAUGUACGAUUUGGAACCUUUCUUCCAGUUUCUUUUGAGGUUAACACUGGAAAUACCAUAUUUACAAGACAAUUUUCGAACGAAGAUAAAAAUGAGAUAUUUUUACAUCCUCUGUACGAUCCUACAGGUGUGUCUUUUACCAUAAGUGAAGCUAGGGAACUGAAUCUAGAAGAAAAUAAACUUGAAAUUUCAUUCCGGAACAUCGAUAAAACUGAGACGUUUGAUCUAGAGGUUUUUGUACCAAGGAUUGGUAUCCCACCAAGAUCUUCUGUAAGCUUUUCGACGGAUGAGGAUGUUCAUAGUUUCAAAGUCAGUAGCCGAAACCUGCAUCAGAAAAUAACAUAUUAUAUGAAAGACCCAAGAACAUCUUUUGAACUGAACACCAGGCUAUCUUUUGUGAAGAAAGAUUGCACACAGAGAUAUAGCGAAGAGAGAAUAUUUCUUAUCGAGUGCUACCUUCCCGUUUCGGUAUCAGUAGAAGACAUCUUCAAAAGAGACCUAUUUAUAUUCAAGUUCCUCUUAAAUUCCUCAACAUUUGAGGAGCCAAUUAUAUUGCAUUCAUCAAAAUUACUUCCUCCAAAGGAUAUCGAUCACUAUGAAAUAUCGGGCGAAUACAGCCCUGAAUCCCUGAAAUACUUAACAGCAGAUCCAAAUGAAUACUGUCUGAAUUGCUAUCAAAUCAGGACUCCGAAGAGAUACGACCCCGCUGAUAUAUUUCAUUUAGCAGUGUCCUAUAAUACCUUAAAGGAGCAGUUAGACCAACUAGUUACUGAUGCGGUCUUGGUUCAGGGAAAUAUAAAGUGGCAUAGUCAUUUUGAAGUCUGGAAAUCAUUUUGGGAGUAUUUCGUUUUGCCUAAACUUCAAUACGACUACAAUUCUUUUCAACGGAGCUGGUUGAUAAUUCUGACUAAAGGUAGCUUUGAAAUGAAAGAUUUGUUGCAUCAUGUAGAAAAAUUAUCGAUGGGAGACGUUGUUGCUAAUGGAAUGAUUGAUUGCUUGGAAAGAAUUAUUAAUGGUGUGCAAUUAUCAGAAAUUGAUAUUUCUGGAUAUGCAAAAAACCUAGCUACGAGAACUUUAAUUGUCCCCGUACAAAUGCCAAAAGUAGAACACCUCUUCUAUCUUGAGAUUAUAAAGGGUGAUGAUCAACCGUCACACGAAGUCGGAAUGCCCUUACCGGUCAAGAUAAAAAUUGAUAGAGCUGUUGAAAAAUGGGGCAAAACCGAGAGCUUUGGAUCAUUUGUCUUUGAAAUUAUUAACAGUAAUGAAUGGUUAGUUCACGGCAAAAAAAGACUGCUUCUUUUGACAACGUACACUGAACUAGAAAUUGAUAUUAUACCUCUAAAGAAGGGCUACCUGAGCUUUCCUCGAGUUGAGAUUACAAACGUCGACUGUGAUGAGCUUGCAAGAAUUGAUAAUUCAAAUAUUUCUGAGACUAUCUUAGUUCUCUAA